CUCAUCACACUUCUAUAUAUAUUACUCUUAUCUCAGUCAUCUUCCUCACCCCACUCAUCACUCUUUUCUGCCUCCUUCUUUGCUUUCCCAUAUUCACUACAAUUCUCCUUUUGCUUCUUCCCAAAAUGGCCAGUGUUCAGGUAGCACAAGCAGUGAAAGACAACGAAAAGGAAACAGCCUCGGAACAACCAGCGGUCAUAACCGAGGUUGCUGCAAAAGUUGAAGAAGAAAAAGAGACAAAGGAAGAAGCAAAACCUGCUGAGGAGGCUAAAGCCGAUAAGGAUGUUGAAGAAGAAGCUAUGAAGAAGGAAGAGAAUAAAGAAACUGCCGAAGGAAAGAAAGCCACUGAAACUGAAUCAUCAGUUGCAGAAGAAGAAGAAGAAGAGAAGAAGCCAGUGAUGGAAACAGACAUGGAAGCCGCCAAGGAAGUUCCUGUUGAGGGAACUGAUUAAGCUUAUUACUAAGAGAGGCCUUUCAAUGAGAGAGGAAAAAAAAGUGGGUUUCACUAGUAUUCCCUUUAAUUUCUCUCUCUCUCUCUCUCUCUCUCCCUCUCCCUAUUUAUAUUUGGCUUUCUUCAGGCUUUCGUUCUGGUUCUGCAUGCUUGAAUUCUCAGCUCGCUAUAUAUAAUUUUGUGUUUGAUAAUGGUGAAAAGGUGCUGAGCUCCUCACGAGUUUAUGAUAUGAAAGAUAUGGCUAUACACGUUUGAUCAUCUUCGUAUGCUUGCAUGUAUGCAAUUUACUCCUUUUUUUUUAA
Molecule: messenger RNA, 753 nt
Organism: Neltuma alba
Lineage: Eukaryota; Viridiplantae; Streptophyta; Magnoliopsida; Fabales; Fabaceae
Product: major latex allergen Hev b 5-like
Exons: 2
Coding region: 126-452 (108 amino acids)
Source: RefSeq, a predicted model, not a curated record